Molecule: messenger RNA, 181 nt
Organism: Racocetra persica
Lineage: Eukaryota; Fungi; Glomeromycota; Glomeromycetes; Diversisporales; Gigasporaceae
Source: the annotation of a GenBank genome assembly
AAAACAAGAAAAGGCUGAAACAAAAUUAAGAAAUGAUUUUAAGAACUUACAAUAUAUUAAUAAUACUAGCAAUAAUCAAUCAGUACAACAAAUAUCAUCAACAGUUACUAAAAUAAUACAAAAUUUAUUUUUUGAAAGUAUUUUUAGAGUACAAAAUCAAGAAGAUAUACUUUUGGAUAAG